This is a messenger RNA of Aspergillus oryzae RIB40, 2445 nucleotides long. RefSeq lists its product as uncharacterized. The record is from RefSeq and is a predicted model, not a curated record. Bases 1 to 2445 code for a protein of 814 amino acids. Gene Ontology annotation, molecular function: DNA binding; zinc ion binding; DNA-binding transcription factor activity, RNA polymerase II-specific. The transcript is spliced from 3 exons. Gene Ontology annotation, biological process: DNA-templated transcription; regulation of DNA-templated transcription. NCBI's taxonomy places the organism in Eukaryota, Fungi, Ascomycota, Eurotiomycetes, Eurotiales, Aspergillaceae.
AUGACGGCCCGGACCCCUAACAGGGCGACUGGUGCCCCAGAAAAUGCAAAUCCCACUGUUCGAGACCAAACGCAGCAGGAUCAGGGGGAACGGAGUGAAUCGCCAGCCAUACCCAGCCUUACCAACAAGAAACGCCCGCGGUCCCAACCAGACAACACCUCCAGUCCUGCCUGCAAUCAGUGUCGCACACGGAAGAUUCGCUGCGACCGACAGCAACCAAAGUGUUCCAACUGUCGCCGGGCGGAUGUCGAAUGUGACUUUGCCACUACCCCGAAGCGCGUCGACCGCACCAAACAACUCCUAAAUGAUUUCAGCGGUGUCGUGGCCCGCCUCGAUCGGGUGGAUAAUUCGCUGGCGAAGCUAUCGGAGCAGCUGCAGCAACAGCAGCCAUGUCGGUGCUCCCACUCCCCGGUCCCAUCGCAGGUGGAUAAUCCCUGGGGGGCGUCCGAACCCGCAGCCAUAUACACCACGUAUACUCCGAAGAGCUCCACCUCGUGCCGAUCCCCCCACCUGAUGGAGGUGGACGGUUCCGAAGACUGCGAUCCGGAGAUUCCCAACGGCGAUCUCGUCGAUUUUGACCAGGGCGGCCAACGCCUGCUGGACUACCCGGCCGCAUUGUCACUGUUUAAGAACCUGCAGCGACAGAUUACCCGGUGGCUGACCAAGGAUGUGCCGCAAGGAUCGGAAUUGUGGCAGGUGAUCGCCCAGCAACCCGGGUUCAAAGCAAGUUUGGAAUAUCAGCUGGAGCAGUUUCCCUUUGGCGGCCUCUGUCACGAACCCGUCAUCGUGAGUGAUCACCGACCCAUCAGUACACCGCCUCGCUACCUAUUAGAGCUAUCCUUGGAUGGCUUCCUACGCCAUAUCAAUAUCCAUACGCCUAUCUUCGACGACUCCUCUCUGGGGAAAGCCAUCGAUACCCACUACCAGUCAUUGUCCGCUGGAACCGGCGAUGCGUGGGCCCUUACUUUUACCAACAUCAUCAUUCUGACGGUAGCCCUGGAUGCUCGUGUCGCUCGCGCAACUGCCUCCCAUCUAGUCAGCAUGAACGAUGAUAUGCUCCCCUCCUUCCUGAAAAAUUGCGAUCGAGCAUUGGCGGAUCUGAACCGGUUUACUGCGCCAUGUCUAAUCAAUGUUCAGGUGCUCUUGACUCUGGUAAGGAUGGUCAUCAACUUUCCUGAAGCUUAUAUACGAGCUCUCGUCGCUAGGGAAUUCUAUGGUAGCGUAGUGUUUGAAAAGGUUUGUCAGGCAGUCUGCCAAGUGGCCCGCUCUACGGGGCUCCAUAGGGCUCAUGGAGCACGAAGUAUGAGAUGGGAAAAAAUGCCUGAGCGUGAACGGCUGUUCUGGGUGGUAUACACCAUGGAUAAGCAGCGAGCCUUCCUAACAGGCCAGCCCUGUGAUCUAUACUUAUUCGACUCCGAUAUCCAAUUGAGGAGCUGCGGGGAGCGUGCACCAUUCCCGUUGCGGCUCAACGCCGCCUACGUGCAUAUGAUGACGAUCUGGGAGCAGAUUUUCAUCAAUCUCUAUUCUUCCCGAGCUGUCCUCGCCGGCGCGGCCGAUCGGAGUCGCCAGGUGCAGCAGCUAUGGGGUUCAUUGAAUGAAUGGAAUAUCAAAUACCAUGCGCUCCUAAGUUCGCCUAUUCUCGAGAAGAUGGCUGACCUAGCGCCCAUGCAACUCGAGUUGAAAUACUGUUUCAUGGUGAGCCAGGUUCUCGUACAUCGCUGUGACCGUAAUGCACGCUCCCAGCAGCGGUAUCGAGAUCCCGCCCGCAGUGCGCUCAAACUCAUCGCUCAGGUCGCCGGGGAUCACCGUAGCAUCACGCUCGCGCGAUGUGCCGUCUUAGCCAGGAUGUUUCGAAACUAUCCCCUCGUUGCUGUCCAUGAUCUUUUCUCUUUCUGUUUGACAGAUGGCGAGCCUGACAGCACGGAGGACGGACAACUCAUCCAUGAGACUCGCCGCCAUCUCGAGCUCCUGCACUAUGCGGACUUCCCUCAAGCGUACUUUGCCCGACUCGAAGUCGGGCUGAAAUGGUGUACCGACAUGCUGGAUACCAUAAAGGAUUGCCUGUCCCGCUCUGCGGUAGCCGGUGACUGGGGCCCGAUGGAUGGCUCUUCGACCGGCCUCUCCGACCGCACUCCCCCCUCAGAAUCUGAGCUCUCGUCCAUACCCCCGGACGCGUGGGCCUCGCUGAACCUUCCGAUGAGCCGCGACGAGAUGCUUUGUGGCCUUAGUCCUUCAGUACCCUCAGAAGGCCUGUUGGACCCUCAAUUUUCUGCCUUUGGAUUGACCACGUCGUCUACCGGCGAUAGUACCGUCCCGGCGUUCGCUCAAGGCGGUGAUAAUCCCGCGGUGACCAUGCAUCCAUCAAUGUGGGUACCGGCUGAAGUACCCUGUAACUCGUCUGAACCACUUUUCGACCCCGAAUUUACCCGAAGCAUAAUGUCAUGA